Molecule: messenger RNA, 1974 nt
Organism: Uncinocarpus reesii 1704
Lineage: Eukaryota; Fungi; Ascomycota; Eurotiomycetes; Onygenales; Onygenaceae
Product: methionyl-tRNA synthetase
Exons: 2
Coding region: 1-1974 (657 amino acids)
Biological process (GO): methionyl-tRNA aminoacylation
Cellular component (GO): aminoacyl-tRNA synthetase multienzyme complex; cytosol
Molecular function (GO): methionine-tRNA ligase activity; ATP binding
Source: RefSeq, a predicted model, not a curated record
AUGGGAUCACAAGAGAAGAUUUUGCCCCAAAAGGGACAGCGGAACAUCCUCAUCACCAGUGCCUUGCCCUAUGUGAACAACGUCCCUCACCUGGGAAACAUUGUGGGAUCCGUCCUGAGUGCCGAUGUCUUUGCUAGAUACCAUAAAGCUUGCGGCAGACCAACGCUGUACGUUUGCGGAACAGACGAAUAUGGCACAGCAACCGAAACCAAAGCGCUCGAGGAGGGCGUGACCCCCGAACAGUUGUGCGCCAAAUACAACAAGAUCCAUCAAGAAGUUUACGAAUGGUUUGGGAUAGGCUUUGACAUAUUCGGGCGCACUCCGACGCAGAAGCAUACCGAGAUUUCACAGAGGAUAUUCAAGAGGCUUUAUGACAAUGGGUUUUUGGAGGAGAAGACCGCCGAGCAGCCAUAUUGCGAAAAGCACGAGUCGUUUCUGGCAGAUCGAUAUGUGGAAGGGGAGUGUCCUCGAUGCCAUUAUGAUGAUGCUAGAGGAGACCAGUGUGAUAAAUGCGGCAACUUGCUGGACCCUUUUGAUUUGAUAAACCCUCGCUGCAAAGUCGAUGGCGCAACGCCAGUCAGCCGGCCUACGAAACAUAUUCAUCUUCUUUUAGAUAAACUUCAACCUCAAAUCGAGGAAUGGGUGCGUCCUGCUAUUGAAAAGGGAGACUGGCCGAAAAACAGCCGUGUGAUCACAGAGUCAUGGUUAAAGGAGGGUCUUAAAGAUCGCGGCAUCACACGAGACUUGAAAUGGGGUGUACCAGUUCCGCUCGAAGGCUACGAGAACAAGGUGCUUUACGUGUGGUUUGAAGCUUGCAUUGGAUAUCCUUCUAUAACGGCUAACUACACCGAUGAUUGGGAACUCUGGUGGAGAAGUCCAGAGGACGUUCAGUUAUACCAGUUUCUCGGCAAGGAUAAUGUACCGUUCCAUGCUGUGAUCUUCCCGGGCUGUCAAUUGGGAACAAAGGAUAAGUGGACCAUGCUACACCAUCUUAGCACUACCGAAUAUCUAAAUUAUGAGAGCGGAAAAUUUAGCAAGUCUCGUGGUAUCGGCGUUUUUGGAAACAAUGCAAAGGAUACUGGUAUCCCGGCAGAUGUAUGGAGAUAUUACCUUCUCAAAAACAGGCCAGAAACGGGUGAUACCCAAUUCGAAUGGCGUUCUUUCAUUGAUGCCAACAACGGAGAACUCCUUGCUAAACUGGGCAAUCUGGUAAAUCGAGUUGUCAAACUGAUAGCCAGCCCCAAAGCCUAUAGCGGUGUUGUCCCUGAUUUCACAGUCCAGGAAUCGUUCAACCCAGUUUUGGACGAUAUCACAACCAUUCUUCGACAAUACAUCGAAGAAAUGGAGACCGUCCAUCUCCGCGCCGGCCUCGCCACGGCCAUGCGAGUUGCCGAGGCAGGCAACAACCUCAUUCAAUCCAACAAACUCGACAAUUCCCUGAUCGCCAACGAACCCGAACGCGCCGCCACUGUGGUCGGAAUAGUGAUCAACUUGAUUCACCUUUGCGCCAGCGUCUUUUCUCCAUACCUUCCUGCCACCUCAAAAUCCAUUCUCGAACAACUCGACGCUCCAUUCGCAAAUAUCCCCUCAUUAGAAGAUCUCAAAGAUGGCUGGAAACCCACAGCGAUCAAGGGGGGCCACAAGAUCGGCAAAGCGAAAUACCUCUUCUCAACCAUCGACGUCAAAAAGGCCGAUGAAUGGCGCGCCAUGUUUGGCGGCUCGCAGGCAGAAAGGCAGAAGAAAGAGGAAGAAGCUGCUAAACUAGCAGCGAAGAAGGCGGCGAACAAGGCGAAGAAGAAGGAAAAGAAGAAGCAGCCCAAGGGAGAGACGGAAGGUGAAGAUACGGGAAAGAGCGUGGAAGCUUCUGCAAAGGGCGGCGCAGAGGCUGUUUCUGCGACGGUGGAGGGCGGGAAGGAUGAGGCUGUUGAGAAGAUUGCGGACGGUGUUGCGCAAGUAACCAUUCCAACAUCUUAG